UAACUUUGAUUUGAAAAGGAAACCAAUCAACUCAUAGAUAUACAUAUUAUUAAAGAUUAGCUUUAAGUUAUUCGCUUGUUAGAGGGAUAGAUACCCAUGCUAUUUCUGUCAGUCAGUUUGUUUAGCCUGACGGACGUUGCUUUUAACUUUCGAGCAAAUCGUAAUCACUUUUACCUGGCUACCCAACAAUACGCACCUAACUGCCAGACAAAACGAGCCAACAAACCGCGAAAUAGCCGAGUAAUAUCAUUGAACGCAAACAAUAAUCAUGCACAAUUUGAUUAAGAGCCGUGCCCUCUUCGAGAUCUUAAAGAAGCCAUUGCCGCCAAACUAUUUUAAUGAUGAUGGCGACGGCGAUAAGGAGAAUUCAGAAGGUGAUACCAGCAAUCCGGCAGGGCAUCUAAGUGUCAAUGCCAAAGAAUUUGUACCGCGCUCCAAGAAGGAAGAGAGUUCCGAUGAUGAUGAUGAUGAUGAUGAUGAGUUUGCUGUGGAUUUGACCGAAAUAAAGAAACGGUUCGAGAUUCUGGAUGCGCAGAAAACGAAUGCUGCUGCUGCGGACAAAGUCGAUAUGGAUAAAAUUAAGAAAAUGUUUGAGGCUCUGGAUAAGGAUAAGUCGUCGGCUAUGGUGGUGCCAUGGAAAGGAUUUCCCAAGAGAUACGAGCGACCUUCUCUCAGUGCACAGGUGGUGCUGAUCGAUGAUUCGGAGUACGUGCUUGUACCUCGCAGCAAGGGAAAGAAAAUGUCACAGCAAGAGAAGCUAUUUCUGAAAAAUUCAGCCGAUUACAUGAAAGAUGAAGAUCAGAAGAAUAAGGAUCCACAUCCUUCCGAAGCCCCACCGCUAUGUCCGUACACCCAUGAGAAGUCAUUGCUUGCCAGGGAGAGGCGUUGCGAGCAGAAUAGAAAGGUGGCUCUGGAAGCCUUGAAAUUGGUGGAACAAAGACGCAUGAGGGCUCCUUUGGUACGCUCUUCGGAUCCGGGCAAGGAGAAUUUCGGUGAGGCCCAGCCGGUUGUGCAUCUGUCUCGAUCGCCCAUUAGAUUUUCAGUGGAGGAUCGUAUUAAAGUGGAUCGUCUGCGAGCCGCCAAGAAGGAGCGCAUCGAGUGUGCUCUUUUGGAAAUUUCUAAAGAGAAGAAGAUGGCGCAAUCGAUGCACUUGCUGCAGGAGCAGAGAAAGUGUGCAGUCAGCAAACUAAAAGAGCGCGAAAAUAUCCAGACUGCGGCUUCGGUGGCCACGGUGACCACCAAAAGAUUUAUACCCACCGCCAAGGAGUGGAACGAGCAACGUCGACUAAAGUUCUUGAAACCGGAAAAGAAUGACGUGAUCCCGGUGGCUCCUGAGAAACCAGUGGCCACCAUGACCGCCAAUAGAUAUAUACCCACCAACAAGGAAUGGGACGAAAAGCUUCGGGCCAAGCUCAAGGCUAAAACGGAGACCGUAAAGGAAAAUAUUCCAGCUAUAACCAAGUUGCCUUUGAGCGUAAAGAAAAAUAUUCCAGCUAUAACCAAGUUGCCUUUGAAGGAAUCCAAUGGCGCCUAUAACACCACAUCGCUGUCUUCGGUGUUUGUGAAGAAGGUUGAUCCUGGCAUCACGGCCAAACCAUCGUGCUCACAGCCAACUAAACAACUCGAGGCGGAGAAACGCAAAGGAAAUAUCACUUAUUUUCAAACGAUUAUUAAUUGGACAAAUCGCAAGACUUUUAAAGCUCCGAUAAUGGCAAUCGUUAUCAAUCAGCAGAUGGAGAGUCAGCAAAAAGCAGCUCAACAGGAAGUUUGUCAAAUGAAAAAAGCAAGCGUGCAACGUUAUAGUAUUGAGGAAUUGCUGAAGUUGGAACCGCAACCCGAAGAUCUUGAAGAUCCUAAUAUCAAGGCGUUGUGUAGUCUUAAAAUCUUGCGCAAUUGAUCUAAUGAGCAUUCACAACUCUUCACAACUUAUUAGACUUUUAUUUGUAUCGAUUUGUAUUCGAUGUGGUUCAGUUUCUGUUUCUAUUU
Messenger RNA from Drosophila yakuba, 1986 nucleotides. RefSeq lists its product as uncharacterized. NCBI's taxonomy places the organism in Eukaryota, Metazoa, Arthropoda, Insecta, Diptera, Drosophilidae. The record is from RefSeq and is a predicted model, not a curated record. The coding region runs from base 269 to 1897 and encodes 542 amino acids. The transcript is spliced from 2 exons.